Pichia kudriavzevii is the source of this 573-nucleotide messenger RNA. RefSeq lists its product as uncharacterized. The record is from RefSeq and is a predicted model, not a curated record. Gene Ontology annotation, cellular component: mitochondrion; endoplasmic reticulum. Lineage: Eukaryota; Fungi; Ascomycota; Pichiomycetes; Pichiales; Pichiaceae. The coding region runs from base 1 to 573 and encodes 190 amino acids. The transcript has a single exon. Gene Ontology annotation, biological process: protein targeting to ER.
AUGAAUCCCGCUGUAUCAAACCUUAUUCUCAUGCUUGUCGGUAUGCAGGUCUCCAAGAGACUCGACUUUGAAGACCCAUCCACUCUCUUCUACGUUAGAGUGGCCUUCAUUACAGGCCAACUGCUCACUCUUGCCAUCUACCUCUACGUGAGGUACUCCAUCACCUCCAAGAACGACCUCACCACCCUCAAGUACUUGGAGCCAGCGAACAAGAUGGCGGGCGAAACCGAAGAAAAACUCGUUACUACAACAGUGAAGGACUACGACUUGAAACAGGUUGAUGCGGCAAUCAAAUCGGUCUUCACCGGUUUGGCAAUGACUGGAUUUAUGCACCUCUACAUGAAGUUUGCAAACCCAUUGGUCAUGCAGUCCAUCUCUCCUGUCAAGGGAGCUUUGGAAUCAAACAUUGUUAAGAUCCACCUCUUUGGCAAACCAGCAUCAGGUGAUUUGAAGAGACCUUUCAAGGCUGCACCUUCCUUCUUAUCUGGCUUGACUGGUGGUAACGUCAAAACCGACAAAUCUUCUAUCGAAAAGGCUGAAACUGCAGGUACUGGUGGAGUCAAGGAAGAUUAG